AUGAGCAUGAUGAGUGUCAUGGAAGCGGCGCGGGGGCUGACGUUUACCUUAGGUCCAGUGGAGCAGAUACCGCUGGGUGAAGGGCGCGUGUUCGAGGUGGACGGGAGAAGCAUAGCGGUGUUCCGUACGCGGCAGGGCGAGGUAUUCGCGACGCAGGCGACGUGUCCGCAUAAGGCGGGACCGCUGUGCGACGGCAUCAUCGGGGGCAGGCAGAUUGUGUGCCCGCUGCAUGCGUAUAAGUUCGAUCUAGCGACAGGCAGUCCCGUGGGCAAUGACUGCGACGCGCUGCGAACUUACGUUGUUUCGCUGAGUGAGGACGGGGACAUUCUGUUAUCCUAUGGGAACUGA
Messenger RNA from Geodia barretti, 348 nucleotides. The record is from the annotation of a GenBank genome assembly. Lineage: Eukaryota; Metazoa; Porifera; Demospongiae; Tetractinellida; Geodiidae.